This is a messenger RNA of Antechinus flavipes (yellow-footed antechinus), 458 nucleotides long. RefSeq names its product serine peptidase inhibitor, Kunitz type 3 (gene SPINT3). The record is from RefSeq and is a predicted model, not a curated record. Gene Ontology annotation, molecular function: serine-type endopeptidase inhibitor activity. Lineage: Eukaryota; Metazoa; Chordata; Mammalia; Dasyuromorphia; Dasyuridae. The transcript has 3 exons. Bases 1 to 315 code for a protein of 104 amino acids.
AUGAAAUUCAUCAUCGUUGCCCUCUGCUUUGCCCUCAGCCUGGCUGGCAUGACCAGCUCAGAAAAACUUUUAGAGCAAAUCCCAGUGAACUCCCUGGAGAACCCAUCCCAAUUGGUUCCAGCUUUAUGUCAGCUCUUACCUCAGAGGGGCAACUGUGAUGAUAACAUUCGUCGCUACUACUACAACACAACCUCUCGCAUCUGCGAGGAGUUCAUCUACACUGGCUGUAAUGGCAAUGGGAACAAUUUUGACUCAGUAGAAUGCUGUUUGAAGACCUGCAAACUCAACUAUCAGAACAGGGAUGAUAAUAACUGAAGCCGAUACUGACCAUUCCAGGAGCAGCUAGACUGCCACAUCACUUCCUUGACCAGCUCUACUACCAUCUGGAUCCUGGUGAUGCUGUCCUGUUUCUCUCCCUCUAUGAUUCCCUCUUCUGCUACAAUAAAGCAUUAACAGCA